Molecule: messenger RNA, 583 nt
Organism: Drosophila takahashii
Lineage: Eukaryota; Metazoa; Arthropoda; Insecta; Diptera; Drosophilidae
Gene: rtv
Product: QVR superfamily protein rtv
Biological process (GO): regulation of synaptic transmission, cholinergic; positive regulation of voltage-gated potassium channel activity; sleep
Source: RefSeq, a predicted model, not a curated record
AUUUAAAGUCGGGAACAUGCAAUCCACUAGCCUUUUUCUGGCUGUGAUUUUCCUUAUAAGUUUUGUCCAAAUCGAUGGCCUCCUGCGUCGCUGCUACCAGUGCCGAUCCCGCGGGGAUCUGGGCAGCUGCAAGGACCCGUUCGCCUUCAACGCGACGGACGUGGAGCAGGAGCCCGGGGUGGCGGCCAUUCCCUGCGCCAGCGGCUGGUGCGGCAAGGUGAUCGAGGGCGGCGGCACCUAUGCCAUCGACGACUACGACCUGGCCAUCCAGCGGAUGUGCGUGCAGCGCGGUCCGGACGACAACAUGGACCGCUGCGCGGACACCAUCUACAACUACAAGAAGGUGUACAUGUGCUUCUGCCAGGGCGACCUGUGCAACGGAACGAGCAGCUGGUCCAGUGCGCCUCCGAUGAUCCUCCUCCUAAUGCUGCCUUUAAUCGGCGGAUUGAUUAAGUGUUUCCGAGCCUAGACUGCUUUUUUGGCCUUUGGCCUGCAAUGUAUAUACAUUUUAUAAUACUCAAUCAACACGAAAUGCAAUACUUUCAAUUCGAAAAUAAAAACCUUUUUUUGUUAAUAUUUAAAA